AUGGCGGCCAGCUUCGGGGAGAAAUUGCUGAGGGAAGUACGCACGGAACGGCUGGAUGAGCUUCUACAUGACCUGAGAAGUCUAUUUCCGAGAAGUCCUGGGGAGAGCACCUCACAGUUGGGCGUCAAGCCGCUGGAUGCCCUCUUGGAGGUGUUCAUGCCUUCCCUCUCUGCUGCUCAGGCUCAGAUUCAACAGGUGGGACGAGAUACAUAUCAAGAGCAGCAGAGUGAACAUGAGGUGCAGUACAUUCAAGCGGAUGAUGAGGACGACCAGAAUGCUUCAGCCGAAGACCGCAGGCUCCCUACGGCAUCUCUCGCAAAGCAAAUCAGCCCGGUUAUAGAGAUCUCCAGCGUAUCUUCAGCAGCCGGCAAGACUCACUUGCUGUAUUAUCUCACUGCGGUUGCCGUCCUACCAUCGACAGUUAACGGGAUUCGAGUCGAUGGUCUGGCCUCAGCCGUCGUCUUUAUUGAUGCAGAUGGCCGUUUUGACGCUGAGCGACUUCGGACUGUUGCCUGUGGCCUCAUAGACAGAAAGCUCAAGGCGCAUUCUGAUACAGGGACCAGAGAGUCACCAGAAUGGCAGACAGCCCAGCCGCUUUUUGCUACUGAAGAGCUGGAAUCCAUUAUCGCGACCUUUCUACAACACGUCCAUGUGUUUCGUCCACAAUCAUCCGCUUCCCUACUCGCGACAUUGGAAAGUCUGCAAGCAUACCUGCUCGACAUUUCGCGCCAUUACUCUUCUCACAGGCCACUGCACGCUAUCUUCAUCGACAGUGCCACUGCCUUCUUCUGGCAAGAUAAACUACGCGACGAUGUCACCCGCACAGAGAACAUUGGGCGCCCUGUCGCCGAGGUCGAGCGCGAGCGAAACCAGAAGCGAAUAUUCUUUUUAUCGGAUUUCUAUGCCGAACUGGUACAAAGCCUGAAGAACCUACAGCGACAUUUUGGCUGUAUAGUCGCCUACACUUGUAACACAUUAAACAGCAGAUCGGUAACCGGCUACCAGAGCCACAACCAGUCAACGCAACAACAUUCUGGCCCUUUCGACCUUUACAACCCUUCGAAUGUGACGGCGGCUAGAAGUAUGCCUUCUUUUCGUUGCCCGUUGCCUGCUCCGUGGGGCACUUUCGCGACGCUACGACUUGUGGUUCGGCACGAUGCGGUGCGUCCGUUUCCGCCGAUGAUGAGCGCUCGUGAUGCGCAGCGGGAUGCAAUCAUGCGACAGAAUGUUGUUUUGGAAGGCAGAUUCCUGGGUUGGGUCAAUGAAUGGGAACGCGAGGAAUGGCCUCGGAGAUUUGUGGACGGAUUGAAGGAGAGAAACGGGGGCGUGUUCUCGUUUCAUGUAGGCAGGGGCGGCGUUGAAUUUACCUGA
Messenger RNA from Aspergillus fischeri NRRL 181, 1371 nucleotides. Its product is annotated as putative Rad51 family DNA repair protein. NCBI's taxonomy places the organism in Eukaryota, Fungi, Ascomycota, Eurotiomycetes, Eurotiales, Aspergillaceae. The transcript is spliced from 2 exons. The coding region runs from base 1 to 1371 and encodes 456 amino acids. Gene Ontology annotation, cellular component: replication fork; centrosome; Rad51B-Rad51C-Rad51D-XRCC2 complex. The record is from RefSeq and is a predicted model, not a curated record. Gene Ontology annotation, biological process: DNA strand invasion; double-strand break repair via homologous recombination. Gene Ontology annotation, molecular function: four-way junction DNA binding.